GAGCUUAGUCGUUUUGGAACUUUUCACGCGUUCGCUGCCUCAGUCUUUCGUUUCGUCUUUGUGAGUGCUUAACCGCAGAUAGGCCCCUCUGCAUACCCCUAACCGCUGAAUUAACCCUACUAAGUGACGAAGUGUGUGUUCUUACAGAUCCAUACCGCUUCACAAUGAAGUACGCUGUGAUUGCCAUCGCUUUGUUUGCGAUUACUACCGCUUCGGCCUCUUCCGCUGGCCAGUUUCUGCCCCGUGCCUUCUUCACCUUGGACUCGGAGGGCCACCAGUCGAAUGUCCAUCCCGUGAAUGCCCAUCUCCUGAGGCGUCUGCGUCGUCAGUCCAGUUCGUCUUCCUCGUCAUCAUCCUCCUCGUCCUCCAGUGGAGGAAACGUCUUCACCUACGCCUCACACAGCGUUCAGAAUGCCGAUGGCUCCGGUCAUUCUGGCUCCUCUUACACCCAGCAGGCCGCUGCUCCAGUGCUUGGUGGUGUGUCCUUUGAUGAGCGUUUCGGCGAGAGCUCCUUAACUGGAGGCGACAACUAUUAUCCCACCUACAAUGGCUACACCAGCGCAGCCUCCAUCAGCAGCAACAGCGGAGUAGGAAGCACCGGUAGCUAUCAGCACAUCUCCGGAGUUGGACCCAUUCCCGCCACCCAAAUCCAGCAGACCGUGGCCGUUGUCGAUGCCAGUGGCAACCAGAAGGUGACCAACAUCCAGGGUGCCACCGAUUCCAACGGCGUUCUCAAUAUCAAGAAGACCGAAUCCACUUACUCAUCCAAAUAGAACAUAGGUUUUUUUUCGAGUGUAAACUUUAAUAAAUUACAGUAAAUU
This is a messenger RNA of Drosophila melanogaster (fruit fly), 821 nucleotides long. It is a transcript of the gene hui, whose product is annotated as hase und igel. Lineage: Eukaryota; Metazoa; Arthropoda; Insecta; Diptera; Drosophilidae. Bases 165 to 773 code for a protein of 202 amino acids. The record is from RefSeq and is marked reviewed. The transcript has 3 exons.